CUUGAUUGGUUUGCAGGCUCUUCUUGACUGGCUUGCAGAGUGAACAGAAACCUGCUGUGCUGCGAGCCCGCCGAGCAUGCUAUGUUAUGAUUCUGAAUUCACGAGUUCUGACUGUUCAUAGCUCUCAAUUGCGUUAUGGAUGAGAUUUUGAGGAAUUGGUUCGUGUCGGUUUGAUUCAGCAUUUAGCAGAUCGGUUGCCCUAAAUUCCCUAACUUUGUCUCAGGUAAACUGAGUUUGGGACUUGAAUCCGUCAUCAUCUUCUUCUUCGUUCUCCACUUUUUUUUUCGGAAAAAGAGCCUUCAAAUUCUUUAUCACUUAUGGAGCAGUUGUGGCCCUACUUUGUCUGAGCUGAAAGUCUAGUCGGGCACUCUACUAAAGUCUGAAUUUGUGAACUGAGAGGAUAGGCAGAAGGAGGUCCUUAUCGAGGUUGAGAUUAGCAAGGACUAGGGCAGGGCAGCGAUCUGUUUUUGAGUGAGCGUCUCCACGAGCUCGAUUUUGUUUUGUUUUGUUGGUUGGAGAGGACUUUAGUAAUGGCAGCAACGGCUACAUACCCACCUCCCCCUCCGUACUAUAAACUAUACAAGGAUUACAUUGAUAACCCCAAAUCUGCACCAGAGCCACCACCUCCUAUUGAAGGCACCUAUGUCCUCUUUGGUGGCAGUUACACGACUGAUGAUGUGCUUCCAAGCUUGGAGGAGCAGGGAGUUCGUCAGCUCUACCCGAAAGGACCAAACAUUGAUUUCAAGAAGGAAUUGAGGGCGCUUAAUAGAGAACUGCAGCUGCAUAUUUUGGAGCUCGCCGAUGUUUUUGUGGAAAGGCCAUCGCAGUAUGCAAGAAGAGUGGAGGACAUAUCUCUUAUAUUCAAGAAUUUACAUCACCUUCUCAAUUCAUUGCGACCUCACCAGGCUAGAGCAACACUCAUUCACAUCCUGGAACUUCAAAUACAACGUCGCAAACAAGCUGUAGAAGAUAUUAAAAGCUUCAAGCUGUAGCUAGCUGGUGGUUAUGAGGUUCCUGAAUUCUGCAGUUUAUGAACAUUGAAGAGAUUGCAAUUGUCACCUACCUGUUUGUAGUGUAAAUGUAACUGUUGUUGGUUUUGCUCACUAGGAGGAGAGAAGAAGCGCAGAGACUUCUGAAAGAGGCACUGGGAACCCUAGAUGGACAUUAACCUAGACAUGAUCUUGUCUCAGAAUGUAAUGAAUUCAUUGUCCUACAGUACGUGGGCUCGUGUCAGCUUCUUGCUCUUAAAAGCUAGAAGUGUUGCCCCCGUAAAAAUAAUACUGUUAUUUAUUGUAUUUCAGAGUAUGGUCAGUGUAGCUUUCAUCUUUUGACAAUCAAAAGGAAAUUAAUUGAUGUAUACUUUAACUGGCGCAUGUUCCUGCUAAAAGUUGAAAAUUUUGAUCA
Messenger RNA from Malania oleifera, 1404 nucleotides. RefSeq names its product mediator of RNA polymerase II transcription subunit 7a-like. NCBI's taxonomy places the organism in Eukaryota, Viridiplantae, Streptophyta, Magnoliopsida, Santalales, Ximeniaceae. The record is from RefSeq and is a predicted model, not a curated record. Gene Ontology annotation, biological process: regulation of transcription by RNA polymerase II. The transcript has 7 exons. Gene Ontology annotation, molecular function: transcription coregulator activity. The coding region runs from base 531 to 992 and encodes 153 amino acids. Gene Ontology annotation, cellular component: mediator complex; core mediator complex.